Molecule: messenger RNA, 1572 nt
Organism: Aspergillus affinis
Lineage: Eukaryota; Fungi; Ascomycota; Eurotiomycetes; Eurotiales; Aspergillaceae
Product: PHB depolymerase family esterase
Exons: 5
Coding region: 1-1572 (523 amino acids)
Biological process (GO): pectin catabolic process
Cellular component (GO): extracellular region
Molecular function (GO): pectate lyase activity; hydrolase activity
Source: RefSeq, a predicted model, not a curated record
AUGCUUUCCAAACUUCCUCUCAUCGCUUUCUUCCUGCCCACCGCUCUCGCCUGUCUGGGCUACGAGGGUGGCGUGCCUAAAGCAACUGCCUCCCACUCCAACAGCGCCGUGAUCGAGGUCGCCGCUGGAAAGACCUUCGACGGUGGCUGGGCUAGGUAUGACCGUGGUUCGGGUGCCUGCAACUCGCAGACUGAAGGUGACUGGAAAGACGCCGUCUUCUACCUUCAAUCCGGCGCAACGCUGAAAAACGUCAUCAUCGGCAAGAACCAAGCAGAGGGCGUGCACUGCAACGGACCCUGCACGCUGGAAUUUGUCUGGUUUGAGGAUGUUUGCGAAGACGCAAUUUCCAUCAAAAACGACAAAGCGGGCCAGGAGACCUGGAUCAUCGGCGGAGGAGCUUACCAUGCGAGCGACAAGAUCGUGCAGCACAAUGGAUGUGGUACCGUUAAUAUCAUCAACUACUAUGUUGAGGACUACGGCAAGCUCUACCGGUCUUGCGGCAACUGCAAGAGCCAGUGCAAGCGCAACGUCUACGUGGAGGGUGUGACCGCUCGCAACGGUGGCGAACUCGUUGGCAUCAACUCAAACUACGGUGACACUGCCACGCUCAAGAAUGUCUGCACCGAUACCAAGAGCCCAUGCGUGCUCUACGAUGGAUGUGCUGGUGGCUGCGAGCCCAAGAAGCUUACCAUGGCCCCCUUCUAUACUCUCUGCUACAUGCUUUGCCUUUUAGGCACAGCCUCCGCUGCCAUUCUGCGUCUUGUGCCCAGCUUUGGUGAUAACCCUGGUCAGGAUCGGAUGUACAUCUACGUUCCUAAUGACGUGUCUGACAACCCAGCCAUUGUGGUCGCCCUCCAUGGCUGUCUGGGCAGUGCUCCCAGCUACUACCGUUCAAAUGACAUCUCCGCUGCCGCCGAUAAGCACGGAUUUAUUGCCAUUUACCCCGGCUCUACGCGCGACUCUAACUGCUGGGAUGUGAACACCGAGCUCUCGCUCACGCACAAUGGCGGUAGCGACUCUCUUUCUAUCGUCAACAUGGUCAAGUAUACGCUAGACAAAUACGGCGGCGAUCCAUCUCGCGUCUUCGUGACCGGCUCGUCCUCCGGCGCCAUGAUGACCCAAACGCUGGUCGCCGCCUACCCGGAUAUCUUCUCUGCGGGAGCCGCCUUCUCGGGCCUGCCAUACGGAUGCCUCAAGGGCUCGCCGGGGUCGAGUCCCUUCUCCUCGGAUCCAGCCUGUGCUGCCGGCGAGGUGAUCAAGACGGGCCAGGAAUGGGCCGCCCUUGUUGAUCAGGCAUACCCGGGUUGGGACGGGAAAUAUCCGAAAUUGCAGGUGUGGCAUGGCACGGCGGACACGGUGAUUUCGCAUCAGAACCUGGCAGAAGAGCAGAAGCAGUGGUCGAGCGUGUUCGGGGUUUCUCUCAGUAAAAGCGUUAGCGACACGCCGCAGUCCGGCUACACGCAGUAUGUUUACGGUGACGGCACACAAUUUGUAGCGUAUUCGGCCAAGGGAGUGGGCCACGUUGUGCCAACGCAGGUGGACUCGAUCUUGAAGUGGUUUGGAAUUAUCUGA